Messenger RNA from Patiria miniata (bat star), 8548 nucleotides. RefSeq lists its product as uncharacterized. Gene Ontology annotation, molecular function: protein binding. The record is from RefSeq and is a predicted model, not a curated record. The transcript has 26 exons. Bases 538 to 4896 code for a protein of 1452 amino acids. Lineage: Eukaryota; Metazoa; Echinodermata; Asteroidea; Valvatida; Asterinidae.
UUUUGUAUUACAUUACGUCCGAGGAACAACUCUUGGAAACACACCAAACGACAGAGGACAAAAAAUACCAGCGAGGACAAAACACGCGUCCUCGGAAGUAUUGUCCUCUCACGAACAGUAGAAUGACAAAUUAUGCCCUCCUAUUAAUUUCUUACGGUGUCCUCUGACGUGCGAUAAUUCCUGCUAGUAUGGUUAGAACAGAAACACUGUUUCAUUGAGUGGUCUUUAUUACAAGUAGCGCCCGCUAGACACACUACUGUCAACCAGCGAAAACCAUACGAUUUUCAAGUAGUGUGCACCAGUGAAAUAGAGAGCCACCGCGUUGUACGUUCCCCGGGUCUAUGCUAUAGUAAUGCAAUCUUUGACAACGUGAGAACGAGGUUGAGCAAUCCCAUUGCGCGGCAAUUCGCGUUCGUUGCACGCACGCGGACUAGACUAGACUUGUAGUACGAUCAAUGGACGUGUGCGCGGUAAACAUAAAUUAUCACUGACAACUGAGGAACGGUUCUCCUUGGUUGUCCGUGGUCUGGCAACACCAUGAGCCUGAGAUCAAAAAGAAAACGUGUCAAUCCCCUCCAUGAAGCAGAAAAAUUCAUUGAACAUCAACAAGACAGGAGAGGUCUUGUGACAAAAUACAUCAAUGGCAUAAUUGGCAAUGGGGUAUUUGCUGAAGAGUCCUUUGAAAAAGGUGACUUUCUGCUUCAGUAUCACGGGGACUUAAUUUCUGCAAAUGAGGCCCACAGGAGAGAAGCUGUAUACCCUGAAAGGAAUACUUACAUGUAUUUCUUUGUACAUGCAUCAAAGACAAUGUGCAUUGAUGCAACACAUUCAGCACUGAUGGGGCGUAUGGUCAAUGAUGGACAGGAUGCAAACUGCAAAAUGAAAAAAAUGGUCAUUGGCAAUACACCAGCUCUGGCCUUGUUUGCAACGAGACAAAUCGAAGCAGGGGAGCAGUUGCUGUAUGACUAUGGAGGAGACGACCUCCCUUGGAGAAACCAUCCAGUUGAUAUGAUGGAUCUCACUGUAACCACUGCCAAAGCUGCCACUGUGACCGCUGCCAAAGCUGCCCCUGCUGAAGCUGUACAUAAUGAUUCCACUGUAACCACUGCCAAAGCUGCCACUGUUACCACCGCCGAAGCUGCCCCUGCUGAAGCUGUACAUAAUGAUUCCACUGUAACCACUACUAAAGCUGCCACUGUGACCGCUGCCAAAGCUGCCCCUGCUGAAGCUGUACAUAAUGAUUCCACUGUAACCACUGCCAAAGCUGCCACUGUGACCACUGCCAAAGCUGCCACUUUGACCACUACCAAAGCUGCCCCUGCUGAAGCUGUACAUAAUGAUUCCACUGGCACCACUACUAAAGCUGCCACUGUGACCGCUGCCAAAGCUUCCCCUGCUGAAGCUGUACAUAAAGAUUCCACUGGCACCACUACUAAAGCUGCCAAUGUGACCGCUGCCAAAGCUGCCCCUGCUGAAGCUGUACAUAAUGAUUCCACUGUGACCACUGCCAAAGCUGCCACUGUGACCGCUGCCAAAGCUGCCCCUGCUGAAGCUGUACAUAAUGAUUCCACUGUAACCACUGCCAAAGCUGCCACUGUGACUGCUGCCAAAGCUGCCCCUGCUGAAGCUGUACAUAAUGAUUCCACUGUAACCACUGCCAAAGCUGCCACUGUGACCGCUGCCAAAGCUGCCCCUGCUGAAGCUGUACAUAAUGAUUCCACUGUAACCACUGCCAAAGCUGCCACUGUGACCGCUGCCAAAGCUGCCCCUGCUGAAGCUGUACAUAAUGAUUCCACUGUAACUACUGCCAAAGGUGCCACUGUCACCACUGCCAAAGCUGCCACUUUGACCACUACCAAAGCUGCCCCUGCUGAAGCUGUACAUAAUGAUUCCACUGUGACCACUGCCAAAGCUGCCACUGUGACCGCUGCCAAAGCUGCCCCUGCUGAAGCUGUACAUAAUGAUUCCACUGUAACCACUGCCAAAGCUGCCACUGUGACCGCUGCCAAAGCUGCCCCUGCAGAAGCUGUACAUAAUGAUUCCACUGUAACCACUGCCAAAGCUGCCACUGUGACCGCUGCCAAAGCUGCCCCUGCUGAAGCUGUACAUAAUGAUGCCACUGUGACCACUUCCAAACCUGCCACUGUGACCACUGCCAAAGCUGCCCCUGCUGAAGCUGUACAUAAUGAUGCCACUGUGACCACUUCCAAACCUGCCACUGCCAAAGCUGAACAUAAUGGUCCUGUCAGUACCAUGUAUGGUGGUGAAGUUUCUAAUGACGACUCACUGAUUGUUCAUGGAGCUGACUCUACAAAAGAGAUCCUUUUCUCCGACGAUAGCUGCGAAGACCCAACUUAUAUUCCAGAAUGUGUGUUGGAAUCAGAUUAUGACUCAGACGAGUCAUAUUUCAUACCAUUUCAAAGGGUGCCUUCAUAUCAGGGAUUGCAGCAACCAAUUACAGCAAGGCCAUCAACUAGUCAUUCUGAGGGGAUUGGUCCGGUGCCAGGGGAUGUUCAGUCAGAGGAUGGUUCAAGUACAUGUAGCGGGACAAGUCCUGAGGAUGAGGAGACAAGCAAUCAGCUGCAAGAUGCCCGUAUCACAAGCACCUCACUACCUAAUGUUACUGUCUUAACCACCAACAAUUGUGAUGGUAGAAAGUGGGACAAGAAGCAUUUUUGUGUCUUUUGCAUGGAACCAACUCCUAAGUUGCCUCGGCAUCUGAAGCAGCAUCAUCCAGAUGAGCCUGAAGUGAAGCACAUCCUGGGAUUUCCAGUUAAGUCAGGGCAGAGGAAAAAGUUGCUGGAAGUGCUGAGAAACAGGGGCAACCAUGCACAUAACCUAGAGGUCCUAAAGGAUAAGAAGGGGAUGCUCAUCCCCUACAAGAGACCAACAUAUGAGACCCCAGCUGAGCUGUACCUUCCUUGCCACCUUUGUUUUGGGUACUUCAUGUCUUCUGACAUGUGGAAGCAUCAGAAGUCUUGUGUGAUGAGAGAAGAAGGAAAGCCCUGUGGAAAGUUACUCAAGUCUCAGUGUGCUUUGCUCUUGCCUAUUUCAAGUAAGGUCUCAGAUGUCAUGAAAAAUCAAAUCAUUGGUCACAUGCAACACAGUGACGUAGCCCUUGUUGCAAGAAAUGAUGACUUAAUCAUCAAACUGGGGAUGCACACCCUGGGGAAAGUUGGCCGUGCUCAAAACUUCCACCAGCAUGUCAGCCAAAAGAUGAGAGAAGUGGGCCGUCUCCUACUCAAGGCUCGAGAGAUCAACACAAGCAUCCAAACUUUGGGUGACUGUAUAGAUCCAAAGAACUUUGACGAUGUUGUCGAAUCGGUCAAUGUGGUAGCUGGUCUAAAUGAAGAGACGGGAAACUACAAAACGCCAUCUCUGGCCUUGAAAUUGGGCCAUUCACUCCGGAAGUGUGCGCUAAUUGUCAAAGCCGAUGCCAUCAAAAGUCAGGAUGGUGUACUUCGAGAAAAAGCAGAAGGAUUUGAAGAGCUGUGUUCCAUUCUGUGGCCUUCAAAUGUCUCGAAAGGGGCUCUAACAACCAUUUAUGAAAGGAAAUGGAACAAACCAGCAAUAUUACCUCUGUCUACUGAUGUCAUGAAGGUUCACCAGAAGGUUGAAGAAGUGGUCCAGGAGAAGAAGGAGUUAGUGAAACGAGAUCCCCAGAAGGAGCACUACAGCCUAUUGGCAAAAGCCAUAAUGGUUCAGCUGGUCCUUUUCAACAGAAGGAGAAGUGGGGAAGUUGAACGUAUGACAGUGGACAACUAUCGACACCACCACAAGGAGGUCAAUGAAGAAGUUCUGAACAGUCUGUCAUCAUGGGAAAAGCAACUUUGCACUAAGCUUGCUCGUGUCGAGAUACGGGGUAAGAGGGGAAGGAAGGUUCCCAUACUACUGACCAGUUCUAUGAUUGACAGCAUUGAUGUGUUGGUUGAGGCCAGAGGAGCGGUAGGGGUCCUUGAUCAUAACCCCCAUCUCUUUGCUCGACCAGGGUGCAAAAGUGCAUACAGGGGUUGUGAUGCUCUCAAGUAUUUUUCCACAAAAUCUGAAGCAGAGCAUCCUGAGUAUGUUACAUCGACCAAGUUGCGAAAGCAUGUUGCGACCCUAUCGCAAGUUCUCUGCCUCAAGGACAAUGAAUUAGAUGUACUGGCCGGGUUCAUGGGGCAUGAUAUUCAAAUUCACCGCGAAUACUAUCGGCUACCAGAAAGCACACUGCAGACAGCAAAGAUAGCGAAACUGUUAAUGCUUUUGGAAAAAGGACAGGUUGACCAGGUGGCUGGGAAGACUUUGGAUGAAAUUGAAGUCAAUCUUGAUGAGGAUUGUUCAGAGGAUGAGGAACAGUCUUCACAAGCAGAGAGUGCAGCAGAACAGCCUUCACAGAGAAGUGAUCAGCCUCAUUGCUCAACAGCAAAGCAGUCUUCCGCACAAGGAAGUGAUCAGCCUCAUUGCUCAGCAGCAAAGCAGCCUUCACAGAGAAGCAGUCAGCCUCAUCGCUCAGCAACAAAGCAGCCUUCACAGAGAAGCAGAGCAGAACAGCCUUCACAGAGAAGUGAUCAGCCUCAUUGCUCAACAGCAAAGCAGUCUUCCGCACAAGGAAGUGAUCAGCCUCAUUGCUCAGCAGCAAAGCAGCCUUCACAGAGAAGCAGUCAGCCUCAUCGCUCAGCAACAAAGCAGCCUUCACAGAGAAGCAGAGGAAAGAAGUCGGGUGCCACUCAGAAAAAAGUGUGGAGUGAUGCUGAGAGGCAGGCAGUUGACGGGUUUUUUGCAUUACACAUACGGACUGGGAGAGUUCCCCAAAAACAUGAAUGUGAAACUUGCAUCCGAGAAAACCCGGUUCUUGUGGGCACAUCCUGGGAAAAACUCAAAUUCCGAGUUCACAAUUUAAUUAAGCGACAUUAACAUACCACUGGUUUCCCAGUCUCAGUAUGACAGAAAGUUAGUGGAAUCAGUCUGAAAUGUACAUGUGCUGAGCACAUUUUGUUUCUAAAUACCACACAAUCUGAUUUAAAUAAUAUUUACGCUGACAUCAUACUUUAAAGGGAAUAUACAACAUUUGCAAGUACAAAAUAAAACUACCAAAUUAUCACGAAAUACAAGACCCGGCUGGUUGUUAAGGAUAGGUAUUUUUGUAUCAAUUCAAAGUGUUUUUUUUUCCCUUCAAAUACUGCUCUCAAUUUAUCAUUUUUAGUCUGCAUUUUCUUUGCAAUAGAAUAUAAACCUGUGAAUGGGUACAAGCCAGACUGCCAGACCUUCUAAUUCCUCAAGCAUCUCCAACCCCAAAACGUCAUUCGGGUCAGUGUAAAAAUAUUUGCUAUUUACCCCCCCCCCCAAAAAAAAAUUAAAAAUUCAUCCAUUUUUGAAAAUUACAGCAAUAGCAAAUGUUGUACAUUUCCGUGAAGUGCGAAAUCAAGGCUGUUGGUGGUAGGUUUUCAAGAUGUCAGGGAAACACUGCACUGUUCCAAUUUGUACUGCAAACAAUUUGAGUUCACCACCAUCGACCAGCACAUAUAGGUUUCUGGUGGAUCCUAAACGUCGGAGGGAAUGGAUAGCAAAGAUGACCCAUGUUCAAGGUAGAUUUCGGUUUAUUGACGGACAAAAUACUUGUGGAUUAUGACCACUGUCCACCGCAGUCACUCAUUCCAGCAGUAGGGGAUUGCCGGCCUGCCCUAGCUUGGAAAACCUGAGGUUAGCUCCCAGCCCCAACACUCAUCUGGAAUUUGACAAAUACAGCUGGAGGCACAUCUAGUUUUUGUCCAGCAGUCAGAGCAUGGCAGAGGCCGUAGUUUUUGGCCUCAAAACAGCCAAAGAAAUCUUCAGGUUUUUUUUCCCAGUUUAGUUCUGUUCUGUUCAGUCCUUUGCUUUGUGAAUGAUUUAUGAAGCAAAAGAUCGAUGCAAAAUAGAACAAAACUGAAAAUAAUAUGAUUUUGUUGGCUGUGCUGAUUCCGAAUCACAAGGCCUCUACCAUGCUCAGACAGCUGGACAAAAACUAGAGGUAGCCCUUCCUCUUUGUUGAAUUCCCAAUGAGCAUAGGCACUGGGAUUUCCCAAACAAGCUAUGCAUAUCUGUGUGCCAUGCCACUGCACUGCAGACUGCAUGCAACCAAUUACAGCACGGCCAUCAACAAUUCUGAGGGGAUUGAUCCGGUGCCAGGUGAUGUUCAGUCAGAGGAUGGUUCAAGUACAUGUAGCGGGACAAGUCCUGAGGAUGAGGAGACAAGCAAUCAGCUGCAAGAUGCCCGUAUCACAAGCACCUCACUACCUAAUGUUACUGUCUUAACCACCAACAAUUGUGAUGGUAGAAAGUGGGACAAGAAGCAUUUUUGUGUCUUUUGCAUGGAACCAACUCCUAAGUUGCCUCGGCAUCUGAAGCAGCAUCAUCCAGAUGAGCCUGAAGUGAAGACGCGAAGCUGUUUCGUGUGUCAUCGUGAACUUGUGGGGCGCACUGAUCAAGUGAACGAUAUUUGGUUCAAUCUUUCAAGCACAGCUGUGUGCCAUGCCGCUGUACUGCCGACUGCAUACGGUGGUCGUAAUCCUAUAGUAAUUUGUCCGUAAAUCUAUAAUCUACCUUAAACGGGGGUCCUUUGUCUCGUGUGGUCUUUGCUAUGGAAACUGAUAUCUGCUGGAGAAAUCAACUUUUUGCAGCACACUUUAGACCAGUGCAGUUUUUCACCGAUAUCUUAAAAAUCUUCCGCUCAUAGUCUCUAUUUGGCCCUUAAAGUAUGUUGUCUGCAUAAAUAUUAAGAAAGGUGUACGUUUAGACAGUUGAAGUUGUUGAUUAUUAAUUGUUGAUGUUUUAGCAGCAUCUUUUAAUGCUGACAGUUAAAUUGGCAACAAUUUGAGGAUAAAAGCAUACUAAACGGGUACACCUGGGGAAACAUUGCAAGUUCUAAAUUGAAUUAGUUGACCCAAACCACAACACCGAUUUCCCAGUUAGCAUAUUUCGAUUUGAAACAACGUGCAUCUGAUCAGCUGAUCUAAAGUUUAGAUCAUAAGAUAGCAAUCUCCAAUGUGGGUCCCGUCCAUGUAAAGAACUCCAAAUAACCAUUUAAAAACUCUAUGCAACAGGGCUCUGAUCUGUAAGAUGUUGGGGGAAACUUCAUUGUGGCAAGUACACUAAAGGAAUUAUGCUCCUCACUGAUUUUAAAGUAAAGUUGCUUGAAUUUGUACACUUGGAUGCUUUAACACGGCUUAACAUGGAAGAAGUUCGUAGAAAAUGUCUUCAAUGUAAAACAUCAUUUCGUGAGCCUUAGAUUUGGCUGGUCCUCGGCAAGAGUUCACUGAGCAGAAACAUUUUUGGACUUUUUUGUGGUAAUCCAUUGUACCAGAUUUGAAACGUAGUAAAUACAUGUUCUUAAAUGCAAUGUAUAUUUGUGUUUUACAUUGCUAUACAGGGCGAGUCAACAAAAGGUCCCUGUGGAUUAGAUCUCAUCUCUCACAAAAAUGGGAAAAGGUAGGAUGCUUUUUGUUCAGCCAACAAUUGUUCUGGGUAUUGACCACAUUCAGUAAAAUUGUCAACGAUAUUCAACCUUGCACUUGAAUCUGAAUUACAGAUAUGAUUCAAAUUGUCACUGUCCUGCUGCUUGACCUUACCUGUCUGCCAUUCAGAGCAAUGAAUAGUUGAGUCGAAAAACAGGGAUGGUACUCAGAGCUGUUGCAGGCAUAAGGACAUGGGCACAACUAUGCAUUGCUCUAAAUGGUAGACAGGAUGAAGGACGUCGAGCAGCAGGACAGUAAAAUUGUGAAUCUUAUCUGUAAUUCAGAUUCAGGUUUAAUAAAUGCAAUUCAUUUCGUCCAUAUUCUGUUCUGCUAUGUCUGUUUUCCCCUUAAUUGUCCAGAGGCCCAUUACUGCUUUUGUGUUGAUAGCAAAAGGCCUACCAUGAACAUUGUGAUGGCCAUCUUUUCAGGUAGUCACAAAGAAAUAUCUUUAUCUUAUUUACGCAUGACUGAAUAUCGUUGAAAAUUACAGCAAACGUCACGUCAAUACCCAGAACAAUUGUUGGCUGAAAAAAAAGGCCUUGUAACUUUACCAUUUUUUGUGAGAGACAGGAUCGAAUCCAGAGGGACAUUUUUUUACUCACCCUAUACAGUUGAAGUUGUUGAUUUGUAAUUGUUGAUGUUUAAGCACUAUGUGUUAAUGCUGACAAGUUAAAGGUUUUGCAUAUGACAAGCUGAUUUGAAUUUUAGAUUUUUGAUGAUGUACAAUCUCCAGUGUGGUCCCGUCCAUGUAAAGAAUUCCAAAUAACCAUUUAAAAACUCUAUGCAACAGGGCUCUGAUCUGUAAGAUGUUGGGGGAAACAUUGUGGCAAGUACACUGAUUAUAAAGUAAAAUUGCUUGAAUUUGUACACUUGGAUGAUUUAACACGGCUUAACAUGGAACAAGUUUGCGUUGAAAAUGUCUUCAAUGUAAAACAUCAUUUUGUGAGCCUUAGAUUUGGCUGGUCCUCAGCAAGAGUUCACUUUAUAGCAGAAACAUUUGAGUAUUUUUUGUGGUAAUCCAUUGUGCCAAAAAUGACACAGCCAAGGGAAUCCAGAAGUUUUGUGGAUAGAUACAU